This is a messenger RNA of Erpetoichthys calabaricus (reedfish), 3489 nucleotides long. Its product is annotated as zinc finger protein 883-like. The coding region runs from base 249 to 2384 and encodes 711 amino acids. The record is from RefSeq and is a predicted model, not a curated record. The transcript has 5 exons. NCBI's taxonomy places the organism in Eukaryota, Metazoa, Chordata, Cladistia, Polypteriformes, Polypteridae.
GCUACGUCAUUCAGGGCGACAUAAGCUGAAGCUACGCUGUUGUGUCACAUUGUGCGGUACACGAGACGGGUAGCGAUUGUUGAUUGAGUGAUGCAGGAGACUGAAUUAGUUUUGAAAGGAAACCAUUAACGACAUACAGAGGUUUUCGGGACGUCACUUUACAAGGACGCGAGUUUUCAUCACCCCACUCAGAGCACCUGAGAAAGUUGAAUCAGAGAUAAAAAGCUUCCAUUUAAUGUAAUGUUUAGAUGGAUAUAAAAGAGGAGACAUGUGAGGCUGACAUACAUAUCAUGGAGGAAAGGAUCGUAAAUGUUAAGGAGGAGGAGGACUGUGAAUGGGAGUGUUUCCACCCUAAAUAUGAGAGUCUUCUCAUUAAGGAAGAGGACUGUGAAUUGGGGUCAGUGGGCAUUAAAGAAGAGGAUGGAGAGAAGUCUGUCAGCAGUGCAACUGACAUCCAUAAAAAUAUAGAGAGUGUCAAGGAAGACGACCUUCAUUAUGGACAUCACGGUGAUGCAGUGGCCACGUUCGCUUCUUGUCAAAGAAGACACUCUUCAUCUCCAGAGUCCUCUAUCGAUAUGAAGUCUGAAUUUUUACAGUCUGACACAAAGGGGAAGGAAGACAAUUCAUCUUUUACAACUCAGAAUGAUCAGCUGCUGCUUUCAGAGAAAUCUAGAAAAACUGGAUCAGCGAGCAGGGGGUCACAAGCGACAACUCCAGAGGAUUCCAAAGGAGGACAGUGGACUGAAAGAAGUAAAAUGGAAGGAGACAAACCUCACUGCUGUUCUGAAUGUGGCAAACAAUUAUCAAGCCGGAGUUCCCUUUCAAGGCACAAAAGAAUUCAUAUGGGAGAGAAGCCUUAUUGCUGUCCGGAAUGUGGCAAACAAUUAUCGUACAAAAGUGACCUUUCAAGGCACAGAAGAACACACACAGGAGAGAAGCCUUAUCGCUGUCCUGAAUGUGGCAAACAAUUAUCAUACAAAAGUGACCUUUCAAGGCACAGAAGAAUUCACACAGGAGAGAAACCUUUUUGUUGUUGUGAAUGUGGCAAACAAUUCUCAACCAAAAGUGACCUUUCGAGGCACAAAAGAAUUCACAUAGGAGAGAUGUCUUAUUGCUGUCCUGAAUGUGGUAAACAAUUAAAUAAUAAGAUUGCAAUUUCAAGGCACAAAAUAAUUCACACAAGAGAGAAGUCAUAUAGCUGUCCUGAAUGUGGCAAACAAUUAAAAAACAAGAUUGUCCUUUCAAGGCACAAAAGAAUUCACACAAAAGAGAAGCCUUAUUGUUGCAAUGAAUGUGGCAAACAAUUUUUGCAAAAGAAGAAUCUUCAAAGACACCAAACCGUUCACACAGGAGAAAAGCCUUAUUGCUGUUCUGAAUGUGGCAAGUGGUUUUCCCAAAAGAACAAUCUUCAGAUCCACCAAAGAAUUCACACAGGAGUGAAGCCUUAUCGCUGUUCUGAAUGUGGCAAGCAUUUUCUUUUAAAGAGUGAUCUUCAGAGCCACCAAAGAAUUCACACAGGAGAAAAGCCUUAUUGCUGUUCUGAAUGUGGGAAGCAGUUUUCAAAAAAGAUCAAUCUUCAGAGCCACCAAAGAAUCCAUACAGGUGAAAAGCCCUAUUGUUGUUUUGAAUGUGGCAAGCAGUUUUUGCAUAAGAAGAAUCUUCAGAUCCACCAAAGAAUUCACACAGGAGAAAAACCUUAUUGCUGUUCUGAAUGUGGAAAGCAGUUUUCGCAAAAGAUGAAUCUUCAGAGCCACGUAAGAAUUCACACAGGUGAAAAGCCUUAUUGUUGUUCUGAAUGUGGCAAGCGAUUUUCGAAUGCGAGCAAUUUUAAGAAGCACCAAAGAAUUCACACAGGAGAGAAACCUCACUGCUGUUCUGAAUGUGGCAAACAAUUAUCAAGCAAGAGUGCUUUCUCAAAACACAAAAGAAUUCACACAGGAGAGAAACCUUAUUGCUGUUCUGAAUGUGGCAAGCAGUUUUCGCAAAAGAUCUUUCUUCAGGGCCACCAAAGAAUUCACACAGGAGAAAAGCCUUAUAGCUGUUCUGAAUGUGGCAAGCGAUUUUCACAAAAAAGCCAUCUUCAGAGACACCGAACAAUUCACACUGGAGAAAAGCCUUAUAGCUGUUCAGAAUGUGGCAAGCAGUUUUCACAAAAGACCAGUCUACAGAGACACCAAACAAUUCACACGGGAGAGAAGCCUUAUUUCUGUUCUGAAUGUGGCAAACCGUUUUCAAUAAAGAGAAAUCUGCGGAACCACCAAAGAAUUCACACAGGAGAGAAGCCUUAUUGCUGUUCUGAAUGUGGGAAACAGUUUUCACAGAAGAGCAAUCUGAAGAAGCACCAAAGAAUUCACACACGAGAGAAACAGCAGCUUGUAAAUUAGGUGUUUUAGGGCAUCAAUAGAAAGAAAUUGUGUGACUGAUAAGUGCCUCUUCUUCCAAAUGGAGCUAGAAGUAGUCACACGUCUUGUUGCGGGGCAUGAGGUACUGAUGGCUGAUUAUAUACUGAAAGAUGAAACCGAGAAGCUAGGCUAAUUCACUGGAAACUCUGUAAGGAAGAAAGCUUACCUGGCUGAGAAAGACAUUGGGACCACAAUCCAGACAGUAUAAUAGAAAAUGAGAAGUUGUUAGUCACAGUUAGGGGGACAACAGUUGCUACUCAUCGACUUACAGUUGGCCAGGAGAAAUAGACUUACAAAGCCUAGAUAAUAGAAGUGUCAGUUUUUAGUGAUUGUUCGGUUCUAUGAAUGGAGAGGCAUUACAAUAAAAUAUACUAAGAAAUGCAAUCUGAGAUCUGACAAAUGUAGUGAAACAGGUGAAAUGAGAGAAUUGCAUAUUAAUAUCCAAAAACCUACCAUGGCAAACACCAAACUCAAAAUGCUGCCAAAUGCAAAAAGCUAGGAUAUAAAUACAUACCAAGAGAACACACAGAACAGACAACUACAAGAAAAUCUGAAAAAGUUCUAAAGAAUGUAAAGUUGGGGGCACCCUGAAAGUAAACUCGCCACCUAACAAACAAAGACACAAACAGUUUGGAGAAAAAUACAUGAAGAUGCUCAAAAACAAUAAAAGUAACUUGGAAAAGCAAACUACAGACAGGAACAGAAAACACUGAAGACGAAAGGAAUGGAAUGGUGUGGGGUAACAACCUAUGAAACUAGAAACCAAACUCAUGUCGAACUGCUGCUUGUGGGAAGACACCUGGUCCAGACCCUCUACCCCACUUUAGGGUAAAGCAUCUAACAUCUGUAUCGGGAUAUGUGUAUAAAAAAAUCUCCCCAUGGCCUGCCUCUCAACUGUAUGGUUUGCACUCCAGUAGUUGUGUUCAUCUACCCAAGAUCCUGGGUGAGAACAGGUGGUGAGAAUUUUACUCUCACUCUUCUCAAUAGAUCUCUCUCCAAACUCUUAUGUUGUUUUCUCGCAUGAUGUUGAGGAGAUCAGUGAAAAGGGCUGUUCUGUCAUCGAUCAAAUAAAUUAAUGUGACAAUUC